Striga asiatica is the source of this 1453-nucleotide messenger RNA. Lineage: Eukaryota; Viridiplantae; Streptophyta; Magnoliopsida; Lamiales; Orobanchaceae. The record is from the annotation of a GenBank genome assembly.
AUGGUGGUGGUGGAGGGCGGCGGCGCCGUGGUGGGUGUGGCGGUGGUGGUGAGGGAGUACGACGCUAAGAAGGACCUCAAAGCAGUGGAGCAAAUGGAGAAUAGUUGCGAGGUGGGGCCUACCGACCAAAUGGCCCUUUACACGGAUCUCUUGGGCGACCCGAUAUCCAGGAUCCGCAACUCGCCUGCUCAUCUCAUGCUGGCUAUACGUUAUAUAUGCGGUGCUGACGUGUCACAAUUGGGUGUGCAGGUGGCGGAGAUGGUGGUUGUGGGCGGCGGGGGAGAGGAAAGAGAGAUAGUGGGGACGGUGAGGGGCUCCAUUAAAACCGUUACCUGUGGCACCAAACCACCCAGAAAUCCAAAUCCAAAUUCAAAUGAUAACUCUAAUGACCCACUCCCCAUUUACACUAAACUCGCUUACAUUCUCGGCCUUCGUGUUUCUCCAUAUCACAGGCGAAUGGGAAUUGGGCUGAAGCUUGUUCGCAAGAUGGAGGAAUGGUUCCGAGACAACGGCGCUGAGUACGCUUACAUGGCCACUGAAAACGACAACCAAGCCUCCGUCAACCUCUUCACAAAAAAAUUGGGCUAUUCCAAGUUCCGGACCCCGGCCAUCCUCGUCAGGCCCGUAUUCGCCCACCGGGCCCGGCCCGACCGCCGGGCCUCAAUCAUCCGCCUCAAUCCUUCAGACGCGGAAAAACUCUACCGCCGCCGGUUCUCUGCCACCGAGUUUUUCCCACGGGACAUUGAUGUCGUCCUUGGCAACCGCCUGAGCCUUGGCACCUUCCUGGCCGUGCCGGGCGCGUCCGGCGCGUGGACCGGCGUCGAGAGGUUCCUGGCGGCGCCACCGGAGUCCUGGGCGGUGGUGAGUGUGUGGAACUGCAAGGAGGUGUACCGUCUGCAGGUGAGGGGCGCGUCGCGCGUGAGGAGGAGGUUGGCGAGGGCCACGCGCGUGGUGGACAGGGCACUGCCCUUCCUGCGGAUACCUUCGGUGCCGGACGUGUUUGGGCCGUUUGGGUUUUUGUUUUUAUAUGGGCUUGGAGGGGAAGGCCCAGAAGCGGUGAGGAUGAUGAGGGCGCUGUGUGGGCUGGCCCAUAACAUGGCCCAGGAGGGUGGGUGCCAGGUGGUGGCGGCUGAGGUGGCCGGAGGGGACCCGCUCAGGUUAGGGAUACCGCAUUGGAAGAGUCUAUCGUGCGCGGAGGAUCUGUGGUGCAUCAAGCGGCUGGGGGAGGAAUACAGUGACGGCUCGGUUGGUGACUGGACAAAGUCGCCACCUGGACCAUCCAUUUUUGUUGAUCCUAGGGAGGUUUAGCUUUUAUUUGUUUUUUUAUUUUUUUCCUAACCAAUAGCGUGUUGUUUUUUAUUUUUAUUUUGUAGUUUGGCUAAACUAGGAAUAUAACUAGAAAAAAAAAUUGAAAAAAUGGAAAAAAAAAAUGUGGAUAAAUGUUCCCUUUUAA